Anopheles arabiensis is the source of this 1219-nucleotide messenger RNA. Its product is annotated as enkurin. Lineage: Eukaryota; Metazoa; Arthropoda; Insecta; Diptera; Culicidae. The transcript is spliced from 2 exons. Gene Ontology annotation, molecular function: calmodulin binding. Gene Ontology annotation, cellular component: acrosomal vesicle. The coding region runs from base 227 to 1015 and encodes 262 amino acids. The record is from RefSeq and is a predicted model, not a curated record.
GUGUUCAAAUGGCGGUUCAUUUGUUUGCUUCAAUCAAAUAGUUUGACAGUAGACGGGAACGAGCCGCACGUACAGGAACGUUGCUCCCUCCAGGAUAGAAAGACUUCUCCGUGCACAGAAGUUCGCGAACCUUCCAGAGCGCUUCCAGAGAUUCCAUCGUUUUAGAUUCGAUUUAAGGAGAGUGUAAUUCGAAAUUUGCCCCUCCCGUUAAGCAUACCAUCCCAACAUGUCCAUCGUGAACAUUUACAUUCACGACGAAAACAUCUACAACGUGGAAAAGAAACCGCCCGAAAAGCCACCGAAGCCGCCGCUCUACCACUCCCGGUUCGAGCAUCAGGUGCGGCAGGAGACGAAAUCCUGCAAGGACGCUCACCGCACGAUGGGCUUCUCCAAGAUACCGCUGCCCGGUCCGGGCGACUUUCUGCGCAAAAACUGUGGCCCCCGCCAUCGGGCCACUAAAUCGGCCCCGGUGCGGCUGUGCACCGGCCACAAACCGCCCAUCCCGAAGCCGCACGAACCCUCGCCCUGCCAGGUGCUGAAGGUGGUGGAUUUUAGGAAAGAAAACAUUAAAAAAGUUGUUGCGGCGAAUCCGAAAAAGCCGCGCCCACGGUACGCCGAUACGCGCAAGGGUGAUUUUCACGAUCUGGAAAAGUCGGGCCUGAUGCCGAUCUACAUGUGCCAGCCAAAGUUUGGCAAGGUGCCACAGUAUCUGACGCGCCGGAAGAAGGAUCUGGCCGCCCAGAAGGACCGGCUGAUCGAGGACCGGGCGCAGCAGCAGCCACGCUGCUCGUACAUCUUGCAGGAGGAGCGCGUCGAGCUGCUGAAGGGUUUAAAGAAAAACUGGGAAAAACUGCAGCAAGAGUAUCAGAGCCUGCCGCUGCUAACCGACACCGUGCCGAAGAUGAUACGCAAGGCGAAGCUGGAGAACAAUCUGAAGCAGCUGGAGAAGGACAUCCUGACGAUCGAGAACAACCCUUACAUCUACCUGUACGACGACGACCAAAAGGAUGCAUAACGGCAUUUUACUGGACUUUCCUUUCUUCGCCCUUUUUUCCUUGUGGAAUUAUCGUUUUUUUUUAGCAAUUUUAUCUUUAGCUCUCACACCUGCGAGAUGACUUGAAUGCGUGCACUUGAUUUAGCUGGCAAAUUUCGGCACAAUUUGGCUGCAAUUCACGGGACAAAUAAAUUGUGUGUGUGUACGUGUGUGAUUUUCUAGAAA